Schistocerca nitens (vagrant locust) is the source of this 1463-nucleotide messenger RNA. It is a transcript of the gene p47, whose product is annotated as NSFL1 cofactor p47. Lineage: Eukaryota; Metazoa; Arthropoda; Insecta; Orthoptera; Acrididae. Gene Ontology annotation, molecular function: ubiquitin binding. Gene Ontology annotation, biological process: proteasome-mediated ubiquitin-dependent protein catabolic process; membrane fusion; autophagosome assembly. The transcript is spliced from 8 exons. The record is from RefSeq and is a predicted model, not a curated record. The coding region runs from base 117 to 1274 and encodes 385 amino acids. Gene Ontology annotation, cellular component: nucleus; cytosol.
UGUUGUUUGAGACUUCCGGCGCAGAAUGACAGUGAAAUAAGUUGUGUGUAUGCGGUUCGUAGUAAAUGUGAAAAGUUUUGUAAUCACUGUUUGAUUAUUUUGCAAAAACAGAGAAAAUGGCAGAUCACGAUGAAUUAAUCUCACAGUUUUCCGAUGUAACCGGAGUAGAUUCGGAGAGAGCAAGAUUUUACCUGGAAUCGUCGGCGUGGAAACUGGAGGUUGCAUUAGCAAGUUUUUAUGAAAAUGAUGCAGAUGAUAAUCCUAUUGAUGAUGACCCUGUAGAAGUGGCUCCACCACCACCCCCUUUGGCAGCCUCUGCACCAUCUGAAAGCAAAUCAGCAUCUCGUGUCAAAACAAAUUCUCGGUUUGCAACAGUGGCAAGUUUGCAUAAGAAUGACACCAGUUCUGAUGAGGAAGAAGGGCAGGCAUUCUAUGCAGGUGGAUCUGAACAUAGUGGGCAACAAAUUGUUGGUCCUGGAAAGAAGAAAAAAGAUAUUGUGGCAGAAAUGUUUAAAUCAGUUCAAGAGCAUGGAGCAGAAGUUGUGGACCCAAGACAUCCUACACCUGGGCAGAAACAAAAGUUUUCAGGAACUGGAUAUAGAUUAGGACAGACCAGCAGUGACACUCAAGUUGUUGGUGGAGCAUCCCGUUCAUCUCAGAAUCGUCAUACUGAAAUCACAUUAAAGCUCUGGCGUGAAGGCUUCAGCAUUGAUGAUGGCCCAUUGAGAGAAUAUACAAAUCCUGAAAAUCGUGAGUUCUUGGAAUCUGUGCGCAGAGGAGAGAUUCCUCAAGAGUUGCUACGUGAAGCUAAUGGCUCUGAAGUCCACUUAAACAUGGAGGACCAUCACCAUGAAGAUUUUGUUACUUCAAAGCCAAAAGUCCGGGCUUUCACAGGAAAGGGCCAUUUGUUAGGCAGCAAUACUGCCGGUGAUUGCAGUCCAUCUCCUGCAACUAUCGGAAUAACAAAACCAAUGGAUGAGAAGGACCGGGAAGCAAAUGAAGAACAGGCAAAAACAGUUAUUGCUGUAGAUCAGUCUCUGCCGACUACUACAGUUCAGAUAAGGCUAGCAGAUGGAUCACGACUUGUUGGGCAGUUCAACCACUCUCACACAAUUGGUGAUGUGCGGAGGUAUAUCAUCACAGCUCGUCCUCAGUAUGAGCAUCAAGUCUUUUCUCUCCUGACAACGUUUCCUAGUAAGCAGUUGGAUGACAAUGCAGUCACACUCAAGCAAGCAGGAAUACUGAAUGCAGCCAUACUCCAAAGGUUAACAUAAGCUGAUGACAAGAAAGCAACUGUUUCAAAUGUGAUAGCAGAGAAAAGUGACUCUUGUAUGAUUGCAGUGUGUUCUGUUUCUGCUAUUUUUGUGUUACCAAACUGAUGUAACAUAAUUUUGUGUGAAGCUGCCUGUGAUUCAUUUUAUGUCACAAAAGUAUAUAAAAAUUAAUAAAAUGUUAUGACAAUA